CCUGCUCUACGCUUCUUCCUAAUUAUGCGGACAGAAUCACAGUAAAGAAACAAUUAAUGAGCUUAGCUUAGCUUGAAUUGGAUGGUCCAAAUCAUCUCAGCUUUGAUGCUCUUCUCUUCUACUUCUCUUCUUCUCUCCCUGCACCUGCUGCCUUCAUCAUUCUGUUGUGCCAAGGCAGCCUGGUUCUACCGCUGCAUCGGCCUCGACCCUUAAUUAUUAGCUUGCUUUUACCCUCUGUUUACUUUGAUUUAUGGAGGUUAGGGUGAAGAAAGGGUUUUCUGAGAAGCAAAAGAGCAAGAUUGAUGUGAAGAGGAAUAGUACUAGGUUGUUGAUCACUGUGAAUGUGCCGGGAAGUGCAGGGCCGUUGAGGUUUGUUGUGAAUGAAGAUGAUAAGGUUGCUGGGGUUAUUGACAUGGCCUUGAAGCAAUAUGCUCACCAAGGUCGCCUCCCUCUCCUCGGCUCUGAUCCCACUCAUUUCCUUCUCCUCCCUACAAGUUUAGGACUGGAAGCACUGGGUGCCUCAGAACUGAUAGGUUUAUGCGGCGUAAGGAACUUCAUUCUGUGCAAGAAACAGCCUGCAGAGCUGAGAGAAAGCAGGUGGAAGGCAGAGGGGAUGAUUGACCAGAAAAGCAAAAGUAGCAGCUGCUGGAAGACAUGGCUGAACAAGUCCUUUGCCUUCAAGAUUCACUUCCACUGAAUCAUCCAUCUAUCCCACAUAUAUAUAUAUAUAUAUGCCUCAACCAUCAAGUCUUUUGCCUUACAUUAAAAAGAAAAAGUUGUCCACUAAUCUUCUUGUUCUUCUCUAACUCUUUUUCCUUACAAAAUUUACACCACCUCCUAGCCUCUUUCUAUGGACAAUGAUGUGAAGAUUGAAUAAUGUAAUGGGCUUGUUUGGUAAUUGGCAGAUCCCCAUCAUUUUCA
Messenger RNA from Ipomoea nil (Japanese morning glory), 921 nucleotides. RefSeq lists its product as uncharacterized. The transcript is spliced from 2 exons. Bases 251 to 697 code for a protein of 148 amino acids. NCBI's taxonomy places the organism in Eukaryota, Viridiplantae, Streptophyta, Magnoliopsida, Solanales, Convolvulaceae. The record is from RefSeq and is a predicted model, not a curated record.